AUGCCGGCGGGGGUUGAACCGCUAUCAAAAGCGACCUCGCCGCCGCCGCCGGAACAUCGCCGCCCCGGCCGCCCCAGGAAGACGCUGGAGGACCCGCCUCCCGGCGCGCUCCCGCUCGCGUUGGCGGCGGCGGGGGUCGGGCCGACGUCGACGCAGUCGGCGAUCUUGCGCGGCGUCACCGGUGGCGGCGUGCACCGCCGGCGAACGAACGCGAGCUUCCUCUUCGGCGCGUCGCCGCUGGACAGGUUGACGGAGAAGAGGGCGGCGAGGGAGCCUAAGCCGGAGAUCGCGGAGCCGCUGCCGCCGCCGCGCGCGCGCGCGUUUCGAACCGCGGCGGAGUCGCAGUCGUCGUCGUCGCGCGGUCCGAAGGUGGGCGUCACGUACGACGUCCACGUGGCGUUCGAGACGUGCGCGCGCCACGCCGCAAAGGUGGCGGCGAUGCGAAUCGACGGGGGGAACCGCGACGGCGGCGGCGACGAAAACGGCGAAAACGGCGAAAACGAAGACGCCGAGACCCCCGCCGACCGCGAGAAGCGUCGCAAGCAACUCGACACCCUGUUCGAGGUGCUCCCGCCGACGAUCCACGCUCCCUCGCACGUCCGACGGACGUUCACCCCGCACGGCGACCCGCCGACGCAGUCAUCGCGACGCGCGCGCAAGGCGUGGACGUCGCUGCUCGAGCCGCCGUCCGAGGACGCGGCGGCGGCGCGCGGCGGCGGCGGCGGCGGCGGUGAGACUGCUUCCCAUACGACCCCGUUCGCGUGGUGCACGCCGUUCCUUAAGGACUUUUCCCGUCGUCACUCUUCACCCGCGCUUCCCUUUCAACGUUUGACCGGUAAGACGUUCGACUGACCGAUCGCUUCACCCACGCAGGCGGCGGCGCGCGCGCGGGCGGCUCCGGGGGAGGACCGCGAGAGGAUGACGAGAUGGCCGAGGAGUGGCAGCGCGCGAAGAAAGCCGC
Micromonas pusilla CCMP1545 is the source of this 961-nucleotide messenger RNA. RefSeq lists its product as uncharacterized. The record is from RefSeq and is a predicted model, not a curated record. Lineage: Eukaryota; Viridiplantae; Chlorophyta; Mamiellophyceae; Mamiellales; Mamiellaceae. The transcript has a single exon. Bases 1 to 852 code for a protein of 283 amino acids.